UUCUGGGCGCAGCGAAUCAGCUUGCAGCGAGCGAGGAUUUAAACCAAGAGGCUGUUCCUUGAAGCUACACCACAUCGUUCUCCAUUACGACUCUUUGCCUGUUUGUAGACGCAGCGCUCGUUUCGAAAUGGCUCUCAGAGUGACCCGGAAUCGCUUGGCUUCCACCAAGGUUGACCUCGGUGGGAAAGCCUGCUCUGUGGCUGGGCCCACACAGAAACCCCGAGCAGCCCUGGGAGAAAUCGGAAACGUCGCAAUUAACAAAGACGCACAGAAGAAGACUGUCAAACCCGAGGCUGUCAAGAAGACUAAAGUGACAGCCAGAGCUGAGAAAGCUGAGCAGAUCAAGCCAAAAGUUGUUGUUCCUGUUAAAGUUGGGACAGAGCUGCAGGUCCCACCUGAACCAGCAUCUCCCACUCCAAUGGAGACUUCAGGCUGUGAGCCUGCAGACCUUUGCCAAGCAUUUUCAGACGUCAUUCUCAACACUGCUAUCAGGGAUGUUGAUGCAGAUGACCAUGACAACCCCAUGCUCUGCAGCGAAUACGUGAAGGACAUCUACAAGUAUCUCCGUCAGCUUGAGAUUGAGCAGAACAUCAGACCAGAUUAUCUGCAGGGUCAGGAGGUGACAGGCAACAUGAGGGCCAUUCUCAUUGACUGGCUUGUGCAAGUGAACCUGAAGUUUCGGCUGCUGCAGGAGACGAUGUACAUGACAGUGGGCAUCAUUGAUCGCUUUCUUCAGGACCAUCCAGUCCCCAAGAAGCAGCUGCAGCUUGUUGGAGUGACUGCCAUGUUCCUUGCUUCCAAAUACGAGGAAAUGUAUCCCCCAGAGAUCUCCGACUUUGCCUACGUGACCGACAGGGCGUACACCACAGCCCAAAUCAGAGACAUGGAGAUGACCAUUCUGCGGGUGCUGAAGUUCAAACUGGGCCGCCCUCUCCCCCUGCAGUUCCUCAGAAGGGCCUCAAAGAUUUAUGAGGUAACUGCUGAGCAGCACACUUUGGCCAAAUAUCUCCUGGAGCUCACCAUGGUUGACUACGAAAUGGUCCAUUUCCCUCCUUCACUGGUGGCAAGUGCUGCUUUGGCACUUACCCUCAAAGUAUUGGAUGCUGGAGAAUGGGAUGUGACACUGCAGCACUACAUGGACUACACAGCAGAGAGUUUGAUUCCUGUUAUGGCACACAUCGCUAAGAACGUUGUCAAAGUGAAUAAUGGGCUGACCAAGCACAUGGCCAUCAAAGGCAAAUAUGCCACCUCAAAGCAGAUGAGGAUCGCCAACAUCUCGCAGCUCAAAUCAUCAGUGGUCAAGGAACUUGCAAAGCAGGUCACACAGUGAGGUGACUGUCUCUGGCACCGUGUGCUGAUUUUUGUACAGAUGUAACUUAAGACUUUUAACAUGACCGAGGGAUCCAUGUCACUGGUUAGCAUGUUUUAGCUGAGGGUAUGUAUUUUCUUUUUGUUUUUACUGAGUACUUCAAGCAUGCCACAAGGUUUAAGUUUUGACCUACAACAAAAUCACGAUUCAAUCUUAUCAGAUUGACAGCUGACCCCUAUGGCUUGUGUGUUUAGGUCACUGACUAAUGCAAGAACCAAGAAUCCCAAAGGAGUUGCUGUCCUUGCAUAACUUACAUGCACACUUAAAUGUUUAUAAAACUGCUGCUGACGUGUUGAAUCUAAAACCUGUGGCAUGACUUGAAAAUGAUCAGUGUGUGAAAUAGACCAGUGGGCAAGUGACUUUUUAAAAAUUUUUUUUUUUCAAUGGAUGUGUUCUUAUAGUAAAAAUGUACAGUUUUUUUCUUUUUUUUUUU
Molecule: messenger RNA, 1802 nt
Organism: Archocentrus centrarchus (flier cichlid)
Lineage: Eukaryota; Metazoa; Chordata; Actinopteri; Cichliformes; Cichlidae
Gene: ccnb1
Product: cyclin B1
Exons: 9
Coding region: 128-1330 (400 amino acids)
Biological process (GO): mitotic cell cycle phase transition
Molecular function (GO): cyclin-dependent protein serine/threonine kinase regulator activity
Source: RefSeq, a predicted model, not a curated record